Messenger RNA from Capronia epimyces CBS 606.96, 723 nucleotides. RefSeq lists its product as uncharacterized. The record is from RefSeq and is a predicted model, not a curated record. The transcript is spliced from 2 exons. The coding region runs from base 1 to 723 and encodes 240 amino acids. Gene Ontology annotation, molecular function: acyltransferase activity, transferring groups other than amino-acyl groups. Lineage: Eukaryota; Fungi; Ascomycota; Eurotiomycetes; Chaetothyriales; Herpotrichiellaceae.
AUGCAUGUCAGACCUGCUCAGGCCCGAGAUCUGGCCGACCUAGCCACCAACGCUACCCAUGCCAUGUUCGACGACGAGUUGACGUCUUUUAUGGCCCCCUACCGCCAUCAGCAUCCGCUGUGUCUUCGCCAAAGAUUCCUCGCACGGUCCAAGGCACGCUUCUACAGUGGUAGUCUGCUAUUGGCGGCAGUGACAGACCCAACAGACCCCUGGUGGGACGGCACGGAGAAGAUAGUUGGAUAUCUCUCGGCGACGCCACACAAGCACGCUGCAAAGACAUCAGAGACAUCGUCUUGGCUCCCCUGGAAUUGGAAUUGGAAUUGGAAUGCGCUGGAGGUCCAGCUACUUCGGGUCGAAGAUCUCUUCCGCUGGUAUGCUCACUCUGACAGAUCGAUCUCCCGAGCAAACAAUCGAGAAUUUCUGAAGAACGCCGCUUCUUCUGACCCAUUUGCCGAGAUCGAUGUCUACUGGAAGGUAGAUCAUUUGUCCGUCGAUCCGUCCUGUCAACGCUGUGGCAUUGGCUCUGCUCUGAUGAAGCAUAUUCAACGCGUGGCGACGAGCGACAAUCUUCCCAUCGUGCUUCUGGCCAGUGACAAGGGCCGGCCUUUGUAUCAGAAACUGGGAUUCGCAGAUCUUAGACCCAUUCCCUUUGCAAGAGGCCUUGCGGUAGAAGCUAUGGUGUGGUAUCCAGAGAAGUCUCCAAGUGAAGACUCUCCUUCUUGA